UUAUUUCUCGGGUUUGCUGCCAGCACUAUGAAUCCAUUGCUCCAGGGGCCAUUUUUCCUGUUUUUUUUUCUAAUUAUUUUUUUAAUUAGCUAGGACAGAGAGAAAUUGAGAGAGGAGGGGGAGAUAAAGAAGUGGAAGGAAAGAAAAACAUCUGUAGACCUGUUUCACUACUUGUGAAGUGGCCCCCCUACAGUUGGGGAGACUUGAACCCAGGUCCUUGAGCUUGAUAAUAUGUGCACUUAACCAGGUGCUCCAUCACCCCGUCUCCCUGCUUUGAAAACCUUUUCCUAUCCCAAUAUCUGAUCCCUUCUGUUUGCUUCUAGUUGUCUGCCUCAGGGCAAAGAACAAACAUUUCUUCCUUCUUUCCUUUCUUUUUUUUCUUCUCAAAAAGAAAUUAGAGAUCACAAUGUAAUCAAGCCCUUACUUAUCUAGAAUGAAUCUUUCUCAUUGCAGAUUAGCUCUCCAGCUGUCUACGUGUUGAGUUCAAGGUACUCAUCUAGCAGUACAAUAGUUCAGACCAGCCAGAACCUGGAAAGAUGGUAUCACAGUCUACAGGCCAGCGGGAGUCUCUUCUGCAUCCCUGGGAAGGGGAGAUCAGUGAUGACUCUGGUCAUAGCGAUGGUCUUCCCAGGCCGCUGCACCCUGGACAUGGCACUUGUCAAUCAGACUUUAGGUUCACAAGGCACAGGGCUGCCUGGGUUAACCCUUAUUGUGCACAGCAACCAUUGCAGGAUUUGCCCGAGCAGGUACCAAUGGCAAGUAACAGGGAGAGCCAUUUUGAAAGAGACAUUGCCUCUCCUUUGGACCCUCCACUGUUGUCCUAUGGGAACUGUGUAGUGGAGACAUCACUGUGCAAGGACUCUGCAGACUCCACGGGCAGCUCCUCAGAUCCUGACUCAGGGGCAAAGAGCGGCCACUUUUCUCUGACCUCCACGGAAGAGCAGGUGGUAUUACCAAGAUGCUCUUCAAAGACGUCUCUGUUCACAAGUUCCAAGAUGUUGGCCACAUCCCCAUGUCCCAAGACUUUCAGUGACCUUUCCUUCCCUUCCCACUGGACAUUAUCUACUAAUGAAGAUGCUGUCCAGGACAGUAAAAGAACCAUUUCUUUGAAUUCCUUCUCUCCAAAGACCUUUGCACUCCCUGUUGAUGUGGAAAAGGAAAAUGCCCACUUUUAUGCUGCAGAUAUGAUUAUAGCAGCAAUGGAGAAAAUCAAGUAUAAUUUUCUGAGUCAACAGCACACAGAGAACUGGAGUCUCAAAGAAGCUAGUGGAUUACCUGGGAAUGACCAGACUGACUCUGAAGUGAUCUGUCCUACCAAUGCAAAGCAAGAAUCUGGGUCUUCUGCUUCUUCAGACAGUGGCUAUGAAGGUUGUGCUGUAUUACAGUUGAGCCCUUUGGUUGAAAUGCCUACUCCUGAUGUGGUGAAAGAGGCUUGCAAUUCUGACUUUGAAAAAUUUGUUAUUUUAGAACUUGGAGAGUUUACUGAUACCACUGAGAUGUGUGGAAGUUCCUGUAGCCCCUCUAAGAAGUAUCUGCCUUUCAUGUCCACCAGUGUCACUUACAAGCCGGACUUCAAUUCUGCUGAGACAAUAGCCAAAGAGUUGUACCAAGUAUUCCGGAAGUGCUGGAUGUUGUCAGAAAUUAAUGAUCAGCAUGCAGAUUUCCCUAGUGGAGCCAGCUCAGUAGUUGUAAACAAAGAACGUGUACAAAAAGACUUUGUUUCCAGUGUGGAUGUGGUACAGGAAAUUAAGUUUAAGUCUAGAAUUAGAGGGACUGAAGAUUGGGCUCCUCCUAGGUUUCAACUCAUAUUUAAUGUCCAUCCAGCAAUCAAGAGGGACCUUGUGAUAGCAGCCCAGAACUCUUUCUGUGCAGGCUGUGGAACUCCAAUAGAACCUAAGUUUGUGAAGCGGCUCCGGUACUGCGAAUACCUGGGCAAGUAUUUCUGCGACUGCUGCCACUCCUAUGCUGAGUCCUGCAUCCCUGCUCGCAUCCUAGUGAUGUGGGACUUUAAGAAGUACUACAUCAGCAAUUUCUCCAAACGGCUGCUGGACAGCAUCUGGCACCAGCCCAUUUUCAAUUUGCUGAACAGGAGCCAUAAUUUGUAUGCAAAGGCCAAAGAACUGGACCGAGUGAGGGAGACCCAGGAGCAGCUUUUCCACGUCAAGAAGCUGUUGAAGACAUGCAGGUUUGCUGAAAGUGCACUAAAGGAGUUUGAGCAGGUGCCCAGACACUUGACGGAUGAGCUUCACCUGUUCUCCCUGGAUGACCUGGUCAGGGUCAAGAAAGGAUUGUUGGCACCCUUACUCAAGGACACUCUGAAAACUUCCCUCACCCACGUGUCCAGCUGUGAGCUGUGUCAAGGAAAGGGCUUCAUUUGUGAAUUUUGUCAGAGUGCUGCUGUCAUUUUCCCAUUUCAGACUGCAACCUGUAGAAGAUGUUCAGCUUGCAGGGCUUGCUUUCACAAAGAGUGUUUCCAGUCCUCCCAGUGCCCCCGGUGUGCAAGGCUUAUGGCUCGGAGAAGAGUUGUGGAAGGUCUGCCCUCUGCAGCAACAUGAUGCCCUGAGUGUUGUGAAAAAGACUGUUCAACACACCUUACCAUGACACCAAUUGAGGUCUAUUGUCAAUCACAUUGUCUUAGACAUUGGAUAUGGCGCAUUAUGGAAAAUGAUGGCCCAUUUUCUCUGUUUAAAAAGAAUGCACUUUCUACUAAGCUUGGGUUGUCAUGGAUGGGUUUGUUGUCAAAUAUUCAGUAUUUUUGCUGCUACUGUUUUGUAAAGUUUUUUUAUACUCCUUAUUGUAUUUGUAUAACUGUGUGGAGCUUAUGUUUGAGCCUGUUUCAUGAGUGGUAACUGACAAGAUAAAUUACUCAGUUCCUCUUCCUGUAAAGUUUGUGUUGUGAAAUAGAUUUGUAUUUCAGUGGUAAAAAAAUGCAUCCAAAAAUCUGUCUUCUCAGGGUCUUUUCCUCUGAUUCACUAUACAUUUUGUAGUUGUAUCCUUUACUCAUCCCAAGGUAUUUUUGCAAACUUUACUCAUCCCAAGGUUCAUAUAGAGAGUACAUAUUAUUUCUGCAGUUAACAUUGUUUUCAAGAAGAGUUUGAGUGACUAAGGUAUAGUUUGAAGUAGUUGCCACAUACUUCCAGGUGUCACAAGCCAAACCUGUGCUUGUCAUC
This is a messenger RNA of Erinaceus europaeus (western European hedgehog), 3170 nucleotides long. RefSeq names its product rubicon like autophagy enhancer (gene RUBCNL). The record is from RefSeq and is a predicted model, not a curated record. Gene Ontology annotation, molecular function: phosphatidylinositol phosphate binding. The transcript has 13 exons. The coding region runs from base 537 to 2555 and encodes 672 amino acids. NCBI's taxonomy places the organism in Eukaryota, Metazoa, Chordata, Mammalia, Eulipotyphla, Erinaceidae. Gene Ontology annotation, biological process: autophagosome maturation; autophagosome-endosome fusion; autophagosome-lysosome fusion. Gene Ontology annotation, cellular component: intracellular membrane-bounded organelle; autophagosome membrane.